Sceloporus undulatus (fence lizard) is the source of this 2677-nucleotide messenger RNA. Its product is annotated as zinc finger protein OZF-like. The transcript is spliced from 6 exons. NCBI's taxonomy places the organism in Eukaryota, Metazoa, Chordata, Lepidosauria, Squamata, Phrynosomatidae. Bases 475 to 2100 code for a protein of 541 amino acids. The record is from RefSeq and is a predicted model, not a curated record.
AGUUGUAGUCUCCCUGCCCGCCCACAACAAAGGCGCCGCCGACUCGGCCAGGCGGAGGGCAGGAGCCCCAGACCCUGCUGCUUGCCUUCUUCCUCUCGGGGGGCUGGAGAGAGCCCACCCCCAAAAGAAGGAAGGGGGCUGCGGGGGGUUAGCCUUUUCUCCCUGGGAUUGGCAGGUCUGAAACUCUGCAAAAAGCCGAUUGCCGCUGUGAGGAGAUGAAAGGAAGCCUCUCCCCAACUUCUCUGGGGCUCCGAAGGUGCCUCUGGCUUUUCCAGGGGAGACCAUAGCAAUCUUUGGGGUGCUACACUACCAUCAUGAGAGGGGUUUUUGGGGUGUCCUGGCCCCCCCACCUGGAAAUGUCCCCCGUCCGGCUUCAUUUUGACCUGCCCCGCUCUGCCAGGUUGUGUUGAAGUAAAAGCGUGGGCCGAGAGAGAAGGGGACUUGUGUGGCUGGAAAACCCACCACCACCAGUAAAUGGAGAGCAAGAUGAGGAGGUCCUCCAGCCCAGUCUCAGGGUGGGAUGCUCCAGGACACAAGGUUGUGGUGAAGGAGGAACCAGAGGAGGAGCUGCCCAUCGAAUGCCCCCAGAGCCCCCCAGAGACCAAGAGAGAGGCGCCUCCUGAACCCAUGCCAGGGGCCAAGCGGGAAGUUGCUAUCAAGACGGAGCCGGAGGACGGUUUGUACGGCGCAGGGUCCGGGGAGUCCAGUGACGGAGAGUCCAGCAAUGAGACGGAUUCCUCCGACCCCAGACCUGAUGUCAUUGUGAAGAUGGAGCCGGAAGAUGAUGCGCCCCACUUUACAGGUUCUCCCAAGAGCGACAGAGAUCCAUGGACUGGGCAGGGGAGCGACCUGGGGACCCAGAAGGCUUCAGGAGGAAUACCCAAAAGAACGUCAUCCCCUCUCGGUGGCUUCAGUGUCCCCAGGGAGAAGCUCCUUCCUCCAGCCUUGCCCACCCCAGAGGCUGUCUCCAAGCGCUCCAGCAAGACCUACACGGCCGCUGAGCGCCCCUUCGCUUGCAGCGUGUGUGGGAAGCGUUUCCAGCACCGGGGCAACCUGAUCACGCACCUGCGGGUGCACACAGGGGAGAAGCCGUUCCCUUGCACAGAGUGCGGGAAGAGCUUCAGCCAGAAGGGGGACCUGAUGCGCCACUUGCGCAUCCAUACGGGGGAGAAGCCCUUUGAGUGCACAGUCUGCGGGAAGAGCUUCUGCUCCAAGCAGACCUUCAUCCUCCACCAACGGAUCCACACCGGGGAGAAGCCCUACGCCUGCCAGGAGUGCGGGAAGGCCUUCAACCGCAAGGCCAACUUCGUCACCCACCAGAAGAUCCACCGUGGCGAGCGGCCCUUCGUCUGCAGUGAGUGCGGCAAGGGCUUCUGUGCCAAGAAGACCUUCAUUCUCCACCAGAAGAUCCAUGUUGGCGACCGGCCCUUCAGCUGCCCCGAGUGCGGGAAGAGCUUCAGCCGCAAUGGGGACCUCACCCGCCACCAGCGCAUCCACACUGGGGAGCGGCCCUUCGCCUGCGCUGACUGUGGCAAGUGCUUCAGCCACAACGGGGAGCUGAUCAAGCACCAGCGCAUCCACACGGGCGAGAAGCCCUUCUCCUGCCUGGAGUGCGGCAAGAGCUUCAACCGCAAGGGCACCCUCAUCACCCACCAGCGCAUCCACACCGGGGAGCGGCCCUUUGUCUGUGGGGAGUGUGGGAAGACCUUCAACCUGAAGACCACCCUCAUGAAGCACCGGCGUAUCCACACGGGCGAGCGCCCCUUCACCUGCCUGGAGUGCGGCAAGAGCUUCAAGUACAAGGGGAACCUGCGCACCCACCACCUCACCCACACCGUGGAGAGGGUCUACCCUUGCACUGAGUGCGGGGCCAUCUUCGGCCAACGCAAGGAGCUCAAGGCUCACCAGGCGGCCCACGCUGACGGCCAACUGCUCCCUUGCUACGGCGGGGAUGAUGGCGAGAACCUGCGCCCCUUCCUCCAAAUGCACAGUCCCCUCCUGCUCUCCUGCGCCCCACUCCAGGUCCCCCUCGACACGUUGACCAAACUCAAGCAGGAGGCUGGGUGCAAAGAGAUUGAGCUGGGCAAUGCUGACCCUUAGCGGGAAGGUGGGUGGGCUGCUGGUGGACAGGCGCUAUUUUAAUUUAUUGUUGGCAGCCCAGCCAGCUGUGAAAGACCUUCUGUCCCUAGGGACAUGCUGCAUGAAAAAGGUAGGUACAGUGGGCCCUUGGUAUCUUCUGGGGUUUGGUUCCAGGAAACCCCCAUCCCCCAUGGAUGCUCAAGUGCCAUUAAAUACAUUGGAAUAGUCAAAUGGUGUCCCAUGUAUAUGAAAAGGCAAAGGCAAGGUUUGCUUUUGGGAUUUAUAUUAUAUUAUAUUAUGAAUAUUAUGAAUGUUUGAAUCUGUGGAUACAGGAUCCGUUGAAUCUGUGGAUACAGAGGGCCGACAUUACAUUCAUAUGUACAUGAAUGAAACAAAGACUUGUGUUGUGGGAUCUUGGAGCUGGAACUGCGCCUGUGGGUCUCUCCUAUGGCUGAAACCCAGGCCCCCCGGGAAGAUUCAUGGACAUUUGUGACCCUCUCUUCUGUUUCUAAAAGUCCAUUUUUGCUCCAUAGAUGGAUGGACAGAUGGAUGGUUCUCUCUUCUUGGUCUCACUGCUGCAGCACACAGUUUCUGUUUC